AUGAUACUAAUAAUUUCACCCAACUCUGCUUUUGAUGUUAUCCAGAAAACGGACGUUGAAGAUUGCAGGGGAACAGAGACUGGGGAAUUGUUAGCACCACAGACGAGACCCAAGUGGAAUUUAUCUCUGCUUCUUGGGAAAAUGACUAAGUGGUAUCUCAUUGUACUUGUUUUCUCGGCAAUUCUAGCUUCACAUGCUUCAGCCCAUACCGAUCCUCUCGAUGUCCAAGCUCUUCAAGAUCUGUAUGCAGCCCUAAACAGCCCACCACAGCUCAAGGGAUGGAAAUCGAAUGGUGGGGAUCCAUGUGAAGAAUCAUGGAAAGGAGUUUCAUGCUCUGAGUCAUCGGUUAUCCAUAUUUCACUUAAUGGACUAGAGCUCAGUGGAGGGCUUGGGUUCCAGCUCUCCAAUCUCCAUAGUUUGAAGCAGCUGGAUCUUAGCUCCAACCACAUUCAGGGUGAAAUUCCAUACAGCUUACCUCUUAACGUCACUCACUUGGAUUUGUCAUACAAUAACUUAACUGGAGAUCUACCUAGUUCAUUUGGAUCUUUGACAAAUCUUACAAGAUUGUUUUUGCAGAGCAAUGAAUUUUCUGGAUCAGUAAUAUUUUUGUCUGACCUCCCACUGUCUGAUCUGAUUGGGGGUAAUAGAUUCGAGAAAGGAAGGAACUAUAAACCCUGGAAUUUUCCUUUGGACUUUGUGCCCAAUGAGCCGAAUAUUAGUAGUCCACCAACCAGCGAAUCAAGUGCCAUUGAGAGCUAUCCCUCUCACAAAGACAGCGGAUACAAAAAGAAAAGAUUAGGUGCUGGUGGAAUAGCUUUUAUGGUUGGUGGAGGUACUCUAGUGGCAACCUGUGCAGCACUUGUCAUUGUGGUCCGUAUUCAUCUAGCUAGUGCAAGAAAACUCAGAAAAACGGAGAGCAUUGAGAGUUCGCGACCUUCUAUUCCAACCAAUACAGCCAGAGAUUAUUAUUUUACUGCUCCGGAGGAGAGCCCACAAAUCUUGGGUAUAAACUCUCCUCCAAUGAUUGCCCCAAGACAUCUACCUCCAAUUCGUACAAGAACCGUGAGAGUGUCUAGAAGAAGUUUUUCUAAGAAGUUGAAGAUCCCAAUUUUUGCACGACUCUACACCGUGGCAGAGCUUCAAUCAGCAACAAAUAGCUUCAGUGAAGAAAGCCUUCUUGGAGAGGGAUCCCUUGGUUCUGUAUACAGAGCAGAAUUCCCCAACGGACAAAUUUUUGCUGUGAAGAACAUCAAUACAGAAGCACUGUCUCUUGUUGAAGAAGAACAAUUCUUAGAAGUGAUUCGAAAUGCAGCCCGUUUGAAGCACCCAAACAUCGUAACACUUCUUGGAUAUUGUGUAGAACAUGGUUUGCAUCUCCUUGUGUAUGAGUAUGUCAGAAACUUAUCUCUCGAUGAUGCUUUGCAUAGCGAAGCAUUCAUGUCUCUGUCCUGGGCCCUCCGUCUCCAAAUUGCUGUUGGUGUAGCUCGAGCCGUGAACUAUUUGCACACUGCAUGUGUGCCUCCUCUUGCUCAUAGCAACUUAAAGGCCGCUAACAUUUUGCUUGAUGAAGACCUUACGCCUCGUGUCUGUGACUGCGGGCUGGCUGUUCUGAGGUCCCUUACCAGCAACAGUGUUAAACUCAAGGCUUCUGAAAUGGCUAUCCGCGAUAGUGGCUACAUUGCACCUGAACAUGAGCAGCCUGGAAUUGGUAAUACAAAGGGUGACAUCUAUGCUUUCGGAGUGUUGCUUUUAGAGCUACUAACUGGGAAAAGGGCUUUUGACAGUUCGAAACCAAGACAAGAGCAAUCUCUGGUAAAAUGGGCUUCGUCCCGGCUUCAUGAUAACAGAUCUUUGGAACAGAUGGUUGAUCCAGCCAUUAAAAGGAUGAUUUCCUCCAAGGCUCUCUCUAGAUAUGCUGACAUUGUCUCUCUCUGUAUUCAGCCUGAGAAGGAAUUCCGACCACUGAUGUCUGAAAUAUUGGAGUCUCUGACAUGUCUACUACAAAAUCCCAGAACAGUCAAAAGCAUUCCAGCAGAUGGCACUGAAGGUGCCGACCCUUUUGAGAGGUCUUUCCGUUCUACUAACACCAGCUUCUUCGGGUCGCCUACCGAUCUCUACCAUCAGCUCAUCAAUUCUUUUUAUGUUGUUACUGUUUUGUGA
Ilex paraguariensis (yerba mate) is the source of this 2160-nucleotide messenger RNA. The record is from the annotation of a GenBank genome assembly. Lineage: Eukaryota; Viridiplantae; Streptophyta; Magnoliopsida; Aquifoliales; Aquifoliaceae.